AUGCUGAAUAAGGAAUAAGCGACAUCUAUACUGUGCUUCAACACGUUUUCUUUCCACUUCGUCACGUUGUCGAGUGAGAACAUCCUUUGCAGGAGCCAACAUGACCCAUCCCCUCCUGCAUGAGACAAUUUGGUAUGACCAGUGCAAACACCUUGAUGCUGAAAGAACUUUGCAGGAACAGUUAGUUACAAAGCAAGCAGAUGGUUCAGAAAAGCAGUACAUGAAGAGCUCAUUAAGCAAGCAAGCUCCACAAAUAUCUCUUGUUGAUGAAAUUGCCCAAGUGCGUCAACACAUAAAAAACUCCCUGAUGUCAGGUGAUGCUGGUUCUGUGAAAGGAUGUAGCACUCAAGAUGUAUCAGAGAUGGUGUCACAACUUCAGCACUUGGAGAUAGAAAAUACUAAUAUUAAAAACAUUAUUGCCAACCUAACCAACUUAGUUUCCAAUCUUGAUGCCAGAGUCAAUGCACUUGAAAAUAAAAAUACCCUAGCAGCCACUACUGAAACUAAUAAGUUACAACCACCAAAACCUGUGGCUAAGAAUGAUGAUGAUGAUAUUGAUUUAUUUGGUUCUGAUGAAGAGGAAGAUCAGGAAGCCAACAAACUCCGAGAGAAAAGACUUGAAGAAUAUCAGCAAAAAAAAUCUAAAAAACCAGCUGUUAUUGCCAAAUCUAGUGUUGUUCUUGAUAUAAAACCAUGGGAUGAUGAAACUGACCUCAAACUUAUGGAAAAACAAGUUCGUAAGAUAGAAACUGAUGGUCUUCUAUGGGGAGCAGCAAGACUAGUUCCUCUGGCCUAUGGAAUUCACAAACUUCAAAUUUCUUGUGUUGUGGAAGAUGAAAAAGUCAGUAUUGAUUGGCUGCAAGAGAAGAUUGAAGAACUUGAAGAAGUGGUCCAAAGUGUGGAUAUAGCCUCAUUUAACAAAAUCUGAUCUUCAGAUUUUAGAACUGCUGGAAACUAUUCAAGUUCAUUAAAAUAAUUUUGUAAAAAAA
Limulus polyphemus (Atlantic horseshoe crab) is the source of this 989-nucleotide messenger RNA. RefSeq names its product elongation factor 1-delta-like. Lineage: Eukaryota; Metazoa; Arthropoda; Merostomata; Xiphosura; Limulidae. The record is from RefSeq and is a predicted model, not a curated record. Gene Ontology annotation, cellular component: cytosol; eukaryotic translation elongation factor 1 complex. Gene Ontology annotation, molecular function: guanyl-nucleotide exchange factor activity; translation elongation factor activity. Gene Ontology annotation, biological process: translational elongation.